Juglans microcarpa x Juglans regia is the source of this 1225-nucleotide messenger RNA. Its product is annotated as chloroplastic import inner membrane translocase subunit HP30-2-like. NCBI's taxonomy places the organism in Eukaryota, Viridiplantae, Streptophyta, Magnoliopsida, Fagales, Juglandaceae. The transcript has 5 exons. Gene Ontology annotation, cellular component: chloroplast inner membrane; TIM22 mitochondrial import inner membrane insertion complex. The record is from RefSeq and is a predicted model, not a curated record. Gene Ontology annotation, molecular function: transmembrane protein transporter activity; protein binding. Gene Ontology annotation, biological process: protein targeting to chloroplast; protein insertion into mitochondrial inner membrane. Bases 122 to 808 code for a protein of 228 amino acids.
UACGGUAUAUGCUUUAUCCACAACAGAGAGAGAGUCUGCAGAGAGCAGCGGCACCAAAAGCAGCUGAACCAAAUUAUAUGUACGAUAAUACGAGGAAGAAAGAAAGAAAAAUCACCCUACAAUGGAGCAAGGAAAGCAGGGUGUGAUGGCGGUGAAGCUGAUUCCCCAGCAGAACCCAAUAGAGCAGAUACAGGCGCGCUUCAAGGAGUUGGAGACUGGCUUCAAGGCUUGGUUGUCGAAGCAGUCUCUGCCAGUGGAGGUGGCUAUGGUCACCCUCACCAGCUCCGCUCAGGGCGCUGCCAUAGGUGCUCUCAUGGGCACUCUUACCAACGACAAGUCUUCCCCUCUCCCAACUCCUCCUCCCCAGGCCAAUCCCCAAGCCAUGGCCUCUUUCCAGCAAGCCCAGGCUCUAGCUGGGGGUCCAUUGGCACAAGCUCGCAACUUUGCUGUGAUAACAGGUGUCAAUGCCGGCAUAUCCUGUCUCAUGAAGCGACUGCGGGGAAAGGAGGAUGUCCAGUCUAGCAUGGUGGCAGCGUUUGGUUCUGGAGCCAUGUUUUCAUUAGUGAGUGGUAUGGGUGCCCCAAAUCAGCCAGCAAAUGCAAUUACUUCUGGCCUUUUUUUUGCUCUUGUUCAAGGAGGGCUUUUCAAGUUAGGGGAAAAGUUCUCUAAACCACCAGCUGAAGAUGUUUUCUAUGAUAAAACAAGAUCCAUGUUGUAUAAGCUUGGCCUCCAGGAUUACGAGAAGAAUUUCAGAAAAGGCUUGUUGACAGACAGCACAUUGCCUCUGCUCACUGACAGUGCGCUCUGAGACGGGCGAAUCCCUCCUGGACCAAGGCUUCUUAUUCUCGAUCACGUUCAGAGGUCUGGCUCAGGAUACAUUUAUCUUAAUAGUUCCCCUUGAAUUUAUGAAUUCAUCUCACCUUUAAUUAUAUAUUCAACUUCAGGGACCCGGAGGUCAAAGAUAGACAAGGAAAUGUUUGUUGACGUCUGUUGUCAAUCUAGUUUGCUGCCAACUAUUGUUUAACAUUUAUAACAUUUAUACAUUGCAAAAGAUAUGAAGGAGUCUUUUAUCCUUAUGUGACAGAAGAUGACAAUUUUUGUGGUCUAACAUAUUAAAUUUACUUUUGAGUAGUUUUUUGUGCUUUGAAUUGGAUAAAAAAAAAAUACUGUUUAUUAGCUUGAAUGUGGUAUUCUGGGUAAUAUAUACUGAUUAGUAUUUUUUAUA